Messenger RNA from Ctenocephalides felis (cat flea), 2443 nucleotides. RefSeq names its product protein FAM122B-like. The record is from RefSeq and is a predicted model, not a curated record. Bases 866 to 2314 code for a protein of 482 amino acids. The transcript is spliced from 3 exons. Gene Ontology annotation, molecular function: protein serine/threonine phosphatase inhibitor activity. NCBI's taxonomy places the organism in Eukaryota, Metazoa, Arthropoda, Insecta, Siphonaptera, Pulicidae.
AUCCAAGUGUUGCCAGGGCUAAAAAUAACAGCCGGUCGUCCGCCGUUUGAGUUUGCGUUGCGUAUUUGACGACAUGGUAACACGGACGAAACUAUUUUGACAGUAAUCGUACUUGUUGUAAUCGUGUAUUUUUUGUUAAUUCAACGCGAUUGCAAAUUGUUAAAGAUAUUACGAGAUAAUGUGUGACAUUAUAUCCGGGUGCUGUGCUUAUGGGACUCUAAACAACUACGCACCGAGGGUAAUAGGCAUUAAUAAAUAAACCCCACGAACAAAGUAUUUUUUGAAUGUGGCAUCUCUACUUCUAUUUGUUUUAUUGAUAAUGAGAUCUGUUAUUAUCUUUUUACUAUUUCUGCAAAUUUUGUGUGAAACCAUAUACUGUAUGACUAUUAAGCAGAAUGAUAUAUUGCAAUUCUGCAGUAGAAAAUAUUUUUUUACAUGAUAACAAAAUGGAUGUUGAUCUUCCAAACUGCGGGAUCAGCUAUCGUUUCUAUCAGCAACAAAACAUAAAAUAAGGAUUCAAGUUUGAUUUAGAAAAAAUUUUGACCUUUCCUAUAAAGUGGACAUUAAAGUGCAAGUGAAAUAAUUUAAACUGUAUGAAAUACACAACUAUGAUUUAUAAACAGAUAUAAAAAUACCUUCAAGAUGAUUAUUCUUGGAAUGUCUACACCGCAACAUAAAGAAAAAACAUUACAUGAUAUAACAAUAUGUUGAAAUGAAUGCAUUGAGUUUCAAGAAAGCCUCCCCACUAAUUAAGGGAAUGUUGCGAAGGAUAAUGACAUAUCAUUAAAUGCAUUGAGAACAGAUUUAUUGAAGAUUCAUUGUUGUUUUGAGUACCGCUAACUGUUUUGGACAAUUUAAUUUUAAAAUGGAUAUUGAUACGCCAAGUAAUAGCAAUCUCAAAAGAAGUAACAGCGCUCCUAUUAUAAAUGAUUUAAGUCCAAAUGCUGUCAUGAACAAUACCCAAUUGAUUACAUUACACACCAGGGAUAUCCAGACAUUUAGCUUUUCAAGCAGAACUCGUCGAUUUAGUACUAGUUCAAGUUUUAGUCCCCAUGCUAACUCUACGAGCCAAGUACAAAGAUUAACACAUCGUGUAGAUCAACUUAAACAGGAAGACCUUUGUAAUCGGGAAGUAACACAUGAACGUGAAAUUCAUUCUGCUAUGCAAAUUUCACAAUCAUAUGAGGAUCUAAGCUUAGAUACAGAGUUGUUGUCCUGUAGAGAUAAAUCUGGUAGGUCAAUGAUUAAUACCGUGAAUCAGUCUCCCAGCCCAACUAGUGCUUUUAAACAUCAUUUAUGUAAUGCAGGAAAAACAUCGCCUUUAAAUAUAAAUACAAAUUCACAUAGUUUUCUCAGUACUUCAGGACUAAGUCCAAGAUCAACUGGUAAUUUUCUAGUUAACCACAGCAGCGGAAAAGCCUUUUCUCCACUGAAUAUGCAGCCUGGUUCUUUAAUGUUUACUUCAUGUUCAAAUUCUAAUCCAAGUGAUAGUACUAAAUUUCCAACAAGUUCAAAGGAAUCAACGUCGCCAUUAUUUCCAACAUUUGGAUCAUCAUCAAGUGGACCUUUCAAAAAUCAUCUUUUGAGUUCAAAUUCAAAAAUGCUUCCGUUAAAUGUUCAGACAAAUCAUAUUGGAGGAACGACGCCCAUGCUGUGUUCCAGUCCCAGCCCCACACGAGGUUCAAAUCUCCCACGACAGUGCUUUAGUCCCAACUUCAAUUGGAAAUGCUCAAGUCCCAGCCCAACAAGAAAAUCUUUUGCCACUCGUAGAAGUCUUAGCCCCAUUGCAAUGAGGCCCAGCUCUUUUACCUUGAAACGAAAAUUUGAUUUGGAUAUUGGCAACGACGAAGGUCCCAAUAUGAAGAAGACAGCAACGCAAGUGUUUUCGCAAAGUGGCAUAUUCGGAUGCACGCGAGGAACUGCUCCAACCUCAGGACUUGUUUUAUCGCACAACAGUGAUAGCAACGAUAAGAAAGAUGUUACAAUGUCUUACAGCAUUGAUAGUGAAAGUGAUAAAAAAGAGUACGUUAACGGUGAAGCAACCGGUGCGGGAACCAUUUCUAUGGUCUUGGAUGGAGAACAGAAUGCACUCAAACAGGAUGAUAUGUUCAAUAAAGAUGACAAUCCGGUUACUUUCAAUAAAUCAAGCAUUCAGCAAAAUCUUACAAUGCUAUUCAGUGAUAAUCAAAAUGUUGAGAAGCCAAAUGUGACUGAAAAUUUACAGACAAGCCAGUUUACUUUCAGGCCUGUUUCUAACGAUAUAUGUGAUAAUGAAGAAAAUAUGAAUACUAACAAUGCAGUGAAUGAAAACUAAAUACUUUCACGCUGAUAUAAGACAGAUCAUGCUUACGAUUAUUUUUAAUUUUUAAUUAUGGGUGAGCAUAUGUAUGUACAUACUUACAUAAUAUAUGAGUUUAAGAAUUCAAUAUUAAAUAAAAAUGGA